Nymphalis io (European peacock) is the source of this 882-nucleotide messenger RNA. RefSeq lists its product as uncharacterized. Lineage: Eukaryota; Metazoa; Arthropoda; Insecta; Lepidoptera; Nymphalidae. The coding region runs from base 200 to 856 and encodes 218 amino acids. The record is from RefSeq and is a predicted model, not a curated record. The transcript has 3 exons.
GUCAAACAGUACUUGCAUUUGCGACAGCCGAUAGCGUUUUUCGUUAUUAUUUGAAAUAUAUCCAAAGAACGAAUUUGUGGUUAAGUGAAAAGUAUCAUUAUUUUUUUGUUUUAAACAACAAAAAAAUAAAGCUUUGUUCGUGAUCGUAUAAUGUGUUAUUUCAUCGGUUAAGUUAAAGUUCAAACGUUCAAUUGUUAUCAUGUCCAGUACUUUAAAUACGGAAACAAAAGAAAAUUUGUCAAGUGAAAUAAAACGAUUGCAAGAAAGAUGUCUCGACAUUUGUAACAUAAUAGAAAACUCUCCCUUCGAUGCGUCAAUAUCCGUAAAUAAUGUAGGAGAAAAAGCGCUUAGUUAUGUAGAAGGUUUACGAGCGGAGAUACAAAAUUCCACUACGCACAUACCGACUGACGAAAACUUAAUAGUAACUCAAUAUCUUGCUGAAAUUAAAAAAAAGACUGAACAAGUUGAGGAAUUUACCGCAUUCACAAAAGGAAGCAUUCAUGACAUUGAAAUUGAAAUAAAAAGGUUAAAUGAUUUGACAAGUACAGCAAAAGAAGCACUUUCUCGACCUAGGAUAGUACAGCGAGAAGUUAGACCAGAACACUUACAAAAAGCUAAAGAAACAUUCCACAUUUUAAAAACAGAACUUCAUGCUCUCAUUGAAUCAUUGUUCCCAAAUGAGAGUGAUUCUGUUGUUGAAGUUAUGGGGCAAUUAAUGCAGGAAAAGCUUAACGAAGAAUCCAACGGUUACGUUCUAAUUAAUCAGGAAAACUUCAAGAUAAUAAAAUUCUUAGUUGAUAUGAACAUAGUGACAGCUAACCCUUAUAAUGCAAUGGAAGUAAAAAUUGCCUAUUAAUUAUAGAAUGUAUUUAUUUAAGGAUU